AUGCAUAAAGUACGGACAACGUCGCUCAAAGACUUCUUAGGUAUACGUAGCCAUAUAUCUAUCACAUCCAAAUCCAACCCAUCCAAUGGCUCGUCAAUCUACCCUAGUCCAAAUACCGCGUUAUGCUCUACGUGCGCCGCCAUCGAUUUUCAUGCCAUGCUCGCAGAAGGCGUCUCCAAAGAGAACGCCGUUCCAUUGGGCCCGCUGCUGGACAUUGUGCAGAAAGCCAAAGCGCCGACACCAUGCGCGUUCUGUAGGCUGGUCGACACUGCAUUCCAGCGGUCCUGGGCGUUGGAUAGCUUACCGGCCGAUCUGCACGAAGAGCUACGCAGCGUGACGUGUAGUUUAUACUCAGAAGUACGGGGCUGCUUUACCAGCCCGCUGCCGCCUUUGAAAGAACAUUGCCACCGGCUGAGUGUCCUCCCUUCGAAGCGUCCUCCACGGAUUUCCCAGUUAUCGAUGGCAGCACGCACUCGCCUUGUCCAAGAUAUCCAACUAAUGGAAGAGGACGCACUGUUAUUCAAUCGCAAGACGGACGCUCAUGGUAGGAAAGUAGAAGACGUCGUCGAUAUUGGGUUACUGAAGACGUGGAUGAAGCGCUGCAAGGACGGACAUGAGGACGUUUGCGAGAAGGUCUGGUGGAGGGAUUGGAAGGAGCGCCUACCGAAGACGGUGAGGAUGGUAGAUGUGAAGAAGAUGCGCAUUAUACCUGUACCCGACGAUUGCCGGUACAUUGCGCUGUCGUACGUUUGGGGUGGAGUUGGCUCGACGUACCAAACCAUGCAAGAGAAUAUCUCGAGGCGCAUGAGGACUGGAGGACUGGACGUAUCGAUUCUGCCGGCUACGAUUGUCGACUCUAUCGAGUUAUGCAAACGACUCGGGGAACGAUACCUGUGGAUCGACGCACUCUGUAUCGUCCAGGAUAGUCCAGAUGAUAAGGCGAUGCAGAUUGGGGUGAUGGAAAUGAUAUACGGAGGGGCAUUCGUAACUUUGUUCGCUGUUGGAGGACAGGAUGCACGCGCCGGUCUUCCCGGCUUUCGGCCAGGAACACGGGAAAAACAUCAAACCAUCGAAGUGGUGAAAGAUCUACAUCUCGCCGUGCCUUUACCUGACCUCAAAGAAGUACUGGCGAAGUCCGUAUGGGGGACGAGGGGCUGGACAUACCAGGAGGUAAUGCUCUCCCGGCGGCGAAUUUUCUUUACCGAGCAGCAAGUCUACUUCCAAUGUCUAGAAGAUAUCUGGGCCGAGGACGUCUUCGCUGAACAUAGAGGAGAAUCGGACGCCUACCACCCCCUACGCUUUACGGGAGUCAUGAGCUUCAUGUUCAGAGACGCGCCUUCGCGCGAGAUGGCAAAACUCUUCACCAGCGGGUAUCAAUCCGUAGUCGACGAAUACACACCCCGAAACCUCACUAAUGAGCUCGACGCUAUUGACGCCGUCUCCGCGUUGAUCACCACCAUAUCCAAGGCGUACAGACUAGACAAGACAGCAUUCCAGUACGGGAUGCUAUUACGAGAUCUAGACAAUGCUAUGCUGUGGAGUCCCGUGGAUAGCGCGGCACUUGUGCGUCGAGCGAUUCCAGCUGGAUCUCCGUGGCCUUCGUGGUCGUGGGUCGGCUGGCGCGGGGGCAUCCAGUACUUGGAUAAAUGGUCGUUCGGUGGAAGCCAUCCCGGCGUAUCUGAAUCCUUGGUCGAUACGUGGUAUAUCGUCGAAGGCGGAACUGCCAAGUCGAUAGACGUCCGCCGAACAGGUCCCUCAGGCUUCCCGACGCAGAAUAAGAGGUAUUCUCAUCCGAAGGGCCCAGUGGACGUGCAGAAGAUUCCGCGGCUACCUGAAGGAACUCUCGUAUUUCGGACAACGGUUGCUACGUUUGAAGUAGGGGAGCUAGACACUCUGAAGAGUGAUAGGACCGCUGAAGUUCAGAAUGGGUUGUUCGCUCUCAUGAGCGGGGGCCCUCGUGUAGCCGCUGCUGGACGGAUAUUCAUACCUUUACAAACCAAAGCCGGAUCGCAGCCUGCCUUCACGAAAGUUGAACUCGUCGUUCUGUCAAGAUGCGGCGGAGAAACGGGAAUCUACGACGAGAACAUCUAUGGUAAAAUGUACUCUUCGUCGUUUUUAUAUGUAAUGGCCGUGAAGCCUACAGAAGCCGACUCCGCCAGGAAAGUGGGAGUAGUAGAGAGGAUCGGCUUGGGGAUCAUAUUUGAGCAAGCGUGGUUGGAGGCGAACACAGUAGAGAAAGUGGUGUACCUUGCUUAA
Pleurotus ostreatus (oyster mushroom) is the source of this 2256-nucleotide messenger RNA. RefSeq lists its product as uncharacterized. Lineage: Eukaryota; Fungi; Basidiomycota; Agaricomycetes; Agaricales; Pleurotaceae. The transcript has a single exon. The coding region runs from base 1 to 2256 and encodes 751 amino acids. The record is from RefSeq and is a predicted model, not a curated record.